Messenger RNA from Engraulis encrasicolus (European anchovy), 773 nucleotides. RefSeq names its product lens fiber major intrinsic protein-like. Gene Ontology annotation, molecular function: water channel activity. The record is from RefSeq and is a predicted model, not a curated record. Gene Ontology annotation, cellular component: plasma membrane. NCBI's taxonomy places the organism in Eukaryota, Metazoa, Chordata, Actinopteri, Clupeiformes, Engraulidae. Bases 100 to 609 code for a protein of 169 amino acids. Gene Ontology annotation, biological process: water transport; transmembrane transport. The transcript has 3 exons.
UCCUGACCAUGCGGCUGGUCAUCUGCAUCUUCUCUGUGGUGGAUGUCGGGAUGAGUGGAUGCAUGGGCUCCGCUGCCAUGGCCAUUGGCUUCUGUCACGAUGACCCACCUCGUGAGAAUAUUUUACACUGGAGCUGAAUUGAACCCUGACAGAUCCUUCACCCCUGCUAUGUUCAAGAGGAAUUUCAUGAACCACUGGGCAGUCUGGGCAGGUCCCAUGCUCUGUGGUGCUCUGGACGCAGUCAUGUACGACUUCAUGCUCUUCCCCCGCAUUUGUGGCCUGGCCGAGAGAAUAGCCACCCUGAAAGACAACCGGCCUCUGGAGCAGGACAUCUACGGGGAGGUCAUCAAGGUCAAGACCCACGCCCUAUACCGUAACCCUGCCACCAAGCCAGGAGAUGUAAGGACCAGACUUAUUAUAGUAGCCCCCUGCUUCCAACAACCCAGAUCUUCUCCUCCCAGCAAUCCAGCUCUCCUCCUCCCAGUAACCCAGCUCUCCUCCUCAACCCCCUGCCCCUCCGCCCUGUCACCAACAACCAGCAACCCCAACAAUCAAAGACUAACAUGUUCCUUAUCUAAACCUCCCACCACCAUUAUGCAUAUAGUUUGAUGUCUUUGUAUGUGUACGGUAUGUAUGUGUACUUCGCUCACACUGACAAACUAAUUCUAACAUUGCCACCGAGGGACACGUGUGCACUCAAGGGGCGAAAAAGAGACAAACAAGCAAGCAAACAAACAAGCCAACUAACACAAUCAAGACAGACCUUGCACAUC